Serinus canaria (Common canary) is the source of this 3003-nucleotide messenger RNA. It is a transcript of the gene FAM131A, whose product is annotated as family with sequence similarity 131 member A. NCBI's taxonomy places the organism in Eukaryota, Metazoa, Chordata, Aves, Passeriformes, Fringillidae. The record is from RefSeq and is a predicted model, not a curated record.
CUUCCUUCAUCCUCCCCGGCUGCCUUCAUCCCCCCUUCACCUCUCUCCUCAUCUCCCCUUCCUCCUCUUCCUCCCGGCCUCCCUCUCCCCCGUUCUCCCCUUCCUCCCUCUCCCUCAUCCCUUUUCCCCCUCCGCCUUCUCUUUCUCAGCCUUCCUCCCGCACAUUCUCCUCCUUUUCCUCCUCCUCUUCUUCCCGCCUCCCCCUCUCCCUCCUCUUCCUCCCCCAGCAGUGACGUCUCUGGACGUGCUGCUCCCGGCCCGGCGCAGGCACCGCUCGGGGCUCCGGUACCGCGGCCCGGCCCGGCUCGGCAGCGGCUCCGGCGGGGCGCGGGCGCUGUCCGGGGCCGCCCAUGCGGCCGGGGGGCGAUGUGGGCGGCGCGGAGCCGGCGGUAGUGCCCGCACCGGGCCCCCCCGGGAGCAUGGGCUGCAUCGGCUCCAAAACCACCAUCGUGGCCGUGGACACAACGCUGUGUGUGGAGUGGAAGGAGGUGAAGGCACUGUCACCCCUAAGUAUUGCCCGCCCGCUGCCCCGGCUGGUGCGCCAGGCGUCCUUCGACAGCCAGGACUUCCUCCAGGUCAAUGUUGAGGACACUGUCGAGAUGCUGCCCAAGUCACGGCGCGCACUGACCAUCCAGGAGAUCGCUGCCCUGGCCCGCUCCUCGCUGCACGGCAUCUCGCAGGUGGUGAAGGAGCACGUGACAAAGCCAACGGCGAUGGCACAGGGCCGUGUUGCCCACCUCAUCGAGUGGAAGGGCUGGUGUAAGCCAGUGGAGUCACCUUCCGCUCUGGAGAGCGCCUUCAGCUCCUACUGCCACCUGAGCGAGGGCGAGCAGGAGGCGCGAUUCGCUGCUGGUGUGGCGGAGCAGUUUGCCAUUGCUGAGGCCAAGCUGCGAGCCUGGUCCUCAGUAGAUGGGGACGACUCCAAUGACGAGUCCUACGAUGAGGACUUCAUGCCCUCCACAGAGAGCUCCCAGCCCACCGAGCUGACAGGCACGAUGCCCGCCAGCGCGCUGCUGCGAGACCUGCUGCAGGGCCACCUGUGCCAGCUGGGCUUGCGGCACGGCUCCUGCGAGCCCGAGAGCGACUCCUCGCACACCCUCUCCCCUGAGACUCUCUGCUCCAGCCUCUGCAGCCUGGAGAUGGUGUCCCCCUCCGAACUCACUGCCAAACUGCUGGGCUCCCUGGGGGGAGAGGACCUGCUGCUGCCCAAGCUGCCGCCCCCAGCCAGCCAAAGUGCCUUGCGGGGCCUGGCACGGCUCCGGUGCCAGGACUCCCUCUACUCCGUGUCCUACGCUGAAGCCUGUCUCUCGCCCACGGAGGACGAGGUGGUGCUGAGCAAGGACUUCCCGCUCCGCCGGAAAAUCUCUGACGUCGCCUCCUCCGGGGUGGCCUCACUGGAGGAGGAGGAGGAGGCCGAAGAGCCCUGAUGCCUCCUGGGGUGCCCUGCCUCUCCUGGUGGGGGUCCAGGUCCCCUGCUGAAGCCCUCUGGCCAGACCCCAUGCUGGGUGAGGGACAGGCCCUGCCGCUGCUCCCCCUCGCUAUCCGGGUGCAGGAGGGGUCCGGAGGCCACUGCAGCUCCCCCAGCCAGUGUGCCCCCACUGUGCCCCGGCCCUGCUUGGCCAUAUCGUUGACCUCCUGGAUUUUUGCAUGAGAGCAGGGAAGGGGCGCAGGGAAGGGCUUGAGGGAGUCUGUCCUCUGCCCUGAUGCCCAGAUGUGCCCCCAAAAACUGACAAGACUAAACAAGUGGGGCUGAUUGUUCGCAUGUUCUCCCCCAACCCACCCUGGGCUCCCCUUUUGGGCACAGUUCCCGCCCCCACAAUGGCAUGGCUGAAAAUAUCCAAUCAUCCUGUGGUGCCUCUACCACCCCAAGCCAGGGUGGUGGUGGGGGUUUCGCUGUGGGAAGGGCUUUUCUCCUCUCUCCCUGGCCAACUUCUAUUGGACCGAGUUUAAAACUGUGAACUGCUGCCUUGGAGCAUGGAGCUGCUGGAGGGGUGCUGUGGGGGUGCCAGGGGUGCUGGGGGGCUGUGGAUGUGCUGCGGUGCUGGGACUUUCUAUACUUUUGUAGCUGCAUGGGGCUGACACAGGAAGACUGCAGGGCCAGGUGGGUGCAGGCCCCCAGGUUGGGGGAUUUGGGCCACCAGAACAGCAGUCCCAAUCCAGCCCUGCAGCAAGGGGGUCAGCCCAGCCAGGCGUCCCCAAGUCUGCUGUGAGGCAAUGCAGGGUGGAGAGAGGGGGUAGGGUGUGGGACUGAUGUCCCUGUCGACAAGUCACUCACCCCUAGCAGGGAACCAAGUGCCUACAAGGGCGACCAGCCCCCCCUGUCCUGGCUGGGGGUGGCACCCCCCCUCGACGACCCCCCCAAGCCCACGUGAGGGGUUCCAGGCACGUCGUUUGGGGGAGGAAUGCCAGUUUUUGCCAACGCUUGCGCGCCCCUUCCCGCAUGGCACGUGUUCUCGUGGGGCCACUCUCCCCUGCAUGCUGCUCCUCACCCAGCCCAGUCACUGUUCCCUGUUCCCACACCCCGGGAUGCCCCCCAGCACCCCCUGCACCUCUGCUCCUCUGCAUCCCCCAGCACACCCGCCAGCCCCUGCCAGGCACAGCUCCUGUUCUCCCUUCCUGCCAUGGGGUGCCCACUGUGGGGCUGGCCCCCUGCCCUGCAUCACCGAGGGGCUGCAGGGACCAGCAGGCCCGACACCAUCAGCCGCGCUGCUGGCUCCCUGCCACCCGCCGCCACUCGCUCCGGAGGCCGUGGGUGCUCCUCGCGGUGCUGGGGUGGGCUGGGGGUGCCUGUGGAUGGCUGGGGGGCUUUGCUCUGAGUGUGUGUGCAUGUGCACACCUGGCAGCGCAUGGGCAUGUGCACGCGUGUGCAUGUCUGUGGCAGCUGCCCGAGCCCCCCGCCCCGCUGUGGCGGUACCUGUGGAGUAUCCGCGGGGUGCCCACACCGUGGCACCCCCUUCUCCAUCCUGCCAGGUCUUGAAUAAAGUCAAUUGUGCGAGCGCUGCA